Molecule: messenger RNA, 732 nt
Organism: Lottia gigantea (owl limpet)
Lineage: Eukaryota; Metazoa; Mollusca; Gastropoda; Lottiidae
Exons: 2
Source: RefSeq, a predicted model, not a curated record
CUCUCACCCACUAGAUCCAAGAGGCCUCAGUCACUUAGAUCCAAAGGCCCUCACCCACUAAGAUCCAAGGGCCCUCACUCACUUGGACCCAAAGGCCCUCACUCAGUUAGGUUCAAGGGCCCUCGCCCACUUAGAUCCAAGGGCCCUCACUCACUUAGAUGCAAAGGCCCUCACUCAGUUAGAUCCAAAGGCCCUCACUCACUUAGAUCCAAGGGCCCUCACAUACUUAGGUCCAAGGGCCCUCACUCACUUAGGUCCAUGGACCCUCUCCCACUUAGAUUCAAGGGCCCUUACUCACUUAGAUCUAAAGGCCCUAACUCAGUUAGGUUCAAGGGCCCUCGCCCACUUAGAUUCAACGGCUCUCACUCACUUAGAUCCAAGGGCCCUCAAAUACUAAGGUCCAAGGGCCUUCACUCACUUAGGUCCAUGGGCCCUCUCCCACUUAGAUUCAAGGGCCCUUACUCACUUAAAUCCAAGGGCCCCCACUCACUUAGAUCCAAGGGCCCUCACUCAUUUAGGUCCAAGGGCCCAUACCCACUUAGAUCCAAGGGCCCUCACCUACUUAGCUCCAAGGGCCCUCACUCACUAAGAUCCAAGGGCCCUCAUUCACUUAGAUCCAACGGCCCACACUCAGUUGGGUUUGAGGGCCCUCGCCCACUCAGAUCCAACGGCCUUAACCACUUAGGUCCAACGGCCCUCAUUGAUUUAGGUCCAAGGGCCCCACCCACUUAG